AUGUCUGAGCUGCCUGCUUUCCCCCGAAUGACCUUCCUGUUGCUUUGCAUUCUGGGUAUGACCUUGGUGACAUCUGGCUUCCCUCAGUCUCGACUACCUCUCAGAAGUCUUGAUGAUUCAGAGGAACCCACACGAGAUGAAUGGGAUGUCCUCUUCCCCACCAUCUCUCUCCGUGAUUGGAGCAUUCAAAUGAUGUCAGCGCCCAGCCUCGGAGCAGCAGCCGACAGCAAGGCAGGGCUGAUGAGGGAGGCGUGGCUGUUCAGCCCCGAGAGGCCAGAGGCCAGCGUGGAGAGGGCGUGGCCGGCCGAGUGGUCGCCUCAAGGUGCCGGCACGGUGAAGAGGAACAUGGUGGUGGCUGAUGAUUCUGCCUUCAGAGAGAAGAGUAAACUCCUCACCUCCAUGGAGAGACAGAAGUGGCUCAACUCCUACAUGCAGAAACUACUGGUGGUUAAUUCGUAA
Perca flavescens (yellow perch) is the source of this 459-nucleotide messenger RNA. It is a transcript of the gene pth2, whose product is annotated as parathyroid hormone 2. The coding region runs from base 1 to 459 and encodes 152 amino acids. Gene Ontology annotation, biological process: neuropeptide signaling pathway. Gene Ontology annotation, cellular component: extracellular region. The transcript has 3 exons. NCBI's taxonomy places the organism in Eukaryota, Metazoa, Chordata, Actinopteri, Perciformes, Percidae. The record is from RefSeq and is a predicted model, not a curated record.